AUGGAUAACCGUAAAUUUUUGGGUAUGGAUCAUCCAUAUAGGAUGGAUAAAAGAUCUUUCAAUGGCAAUGUUGAAUUGAGGUCUUCACCAGCUUUAUUAGAUGGGGAACAAAUUUUUGAAGAUUUGAAAGAUUUUGACAAGGUAUUUAGAAAGAAGCAAAAAAAUAAAAUUGAUGGUCCAUGGAAGAAAAGGUCCAUUUUCUUUGAGUUGCCAUAUUGGAAGCAAAAUACAUUGCGUCAUUGUCUUGAUGUUAUGCACAUCGAGAAAAAUGUAUGUGAUAACAUAAUUGGAACUUUAUUAGACAUUCCAGGAAAGUCCAAAGAUCAUGCAAAUGCUCGUUACGAUCUCAAAGAUAUGGGCAUAAGAAAAAAACUUCAACCAAAGGAGAUAGAUGGUGGCAAGAAAGAAAAAAUUGCUAAGGCUUGUUUUAACCUUACUAAUCAAGAAAAAACUAUUUUUUGUGAUAUUUUGAAGUCAGUAAAAUUGCCAUCUGGUAGUGCCUCUAACAUUUCUCGGUGUGUUCAUGUUGCUGAGAAAAAGAUAUCAGGCUACAAAAGUCAUGAUGCUCAUUUUAUGUUGCAUUAUUUGUUGCAAGUAGCUAUAAAAUGCACAAUGCAUAAUCAAGUAGCUGGCCCUUUAAUUUAUCUAGGUUCAUUCUUUCGUUCCUUGUGCCAAAAAGUUGUUGAAAAUGAUACAAUAGAUCAUUUGGAAGUAGAUAUUAGAGAGAUUUUGUGCCAAUUGGAAAGAAUAUUUCCUCCUAGUUUCUUUGAUAUAAUGGUCCAUUUGCCUAUUCAUCUGGUAAACGAGUUGAGGUUGGGUGGCCCAGUUCAAUUUAGGUGGAUGUACCCCAUCGAGAGAUAUCUGUGUAGGUUAAAGUCCUACGUUCACAAUAAGAGCCGCCCCGAAGGUUCAAUUGCUGAAGGAUAUUUAGCCGAGGAAUGCUUGACAUUUUGCUCAAGAGAGUAUGAGGAACAUGUCAACAAUCAAACUAAAGGUAGAAAAUGGAAGAAGGCAAAAACUCUAAGCCAUGAUUUUAGUGAAUGGUUCAAAGAGCGUGCUUCUCAUGAAGAUGUUUCGAAACAACUUAAAGAUUUGUCUAGAGGCCCAAACACAGUUGCAAAACGAUUUUCUAGUUAUGUAAUCAAUGGCUACAAAUUUCAAACUAGAGAACAUGAUGCAAGCCACACAACUCAAAACAGUGGUGUGACUUUGGUGUGCGAAACACCAAGCUUUGCUAGUGCCAAGGAUAAUAACCCAAUGACAAAAGCCGUAACAUAUUUUGGUGCAAUAAAUGACAUAAUUGAGUUAGACUAUUAUGCAUGUUUCAAAUUUGUUCUCUUCAAUUGUGAUUGGUUUGAAGUUGAGGAAGAGAAUUUUGGUCUAACUUCAGUUCAUUUUAAUAAAAGAUGUUCUCGGGAUGAUCCUUUUGUAGUGGAUAUAGGUGGUUAG
This is a messenger RNA of Arachis ipaensis, 1449 nucleotides long. NCBI's taxonomy places the organism in Eukaryota, Viridiplantae, Streptophyta, Magnoliopsida, Fabales, Fabaceae. The record is from RefSeq and is a predicted model, not a curated record.